AUGCCCGGCCGGCCUGGCAUCAACCUGGGAGAUGAGCUCACCCUCUCCGAGUUCCUCGCCGAAACGAACCUGGAUGGCUGCGCCAACCUGACUGCGUCCUCGGAGGGCUACUACUUCCAAGGCGGCCACGAGACUGGCGUGCUCCAGGCCCGCUGCGAAGUUGGUGGCCAGUGCAUGUGCACCAACUUCAACGAAUGCGCCAACGGAAACUGCCAGAAGAUCUUCCGCUGCAACGACACAGAGACUGAAGGCUGCUUUGCUGUCGCAAACUGCACCCAGGCCACAUUUGACACCUACUUUGCUGUUGAACUUGACUGCUCGCGUGGCGAUCCGCUGACAGAGCGCAAUGAGGAGGAGCUCGACUUCUUUGCCAUACGCUGGAAGCAGGCCCUCGAGGACGACUGCGAAAUCUCCAGGCUGUGCCGGUACAAGGGCGACACAUCUGCCACGAUUGACGUGAUCAACGCCACCUCGUUCCGCACCAGCGCCCUCAACAGCGCACAUGUCGACGACCUGCUUGUGUGCGCGCAGUCGACAACCUUCCGCUUCAACCGCUGCACCGUCGUGGAUGUGCGUGAGGUGGACGCACCAACCACCACCACAACUACAACCACAACGACGACGACGACAACGACGACAACAACCACCACGACCACCACCACAACAACGACAACAACGACAACAACAACAACCACCACGACUACAACUACCCUUCCUCCUUGUGACUACACGUGCGAUGACAACGUCUACAGCUGCCUUGGCGCGGCCAUGUUUGAGAACAACGUGCGCGACACGUUCUCUGAGUGCGUUGCGUCCUACGAGCACCACAGCACCUCUGGCCUGGUUGACUUUGGCAUCUGCCUGGCAGACUGCGACGAGGUCAUGCCCAGUGACAACUACACCGACGUGAAGGUUAUCCUCGCUUGCUACCGCUCCUGUGCGCUGACAACGGCGGAUAUGGAUUGCAACGUGACCAUCACGACCACGACAACCACGACCACAACGACGACCACGACAACCACCACCACGACAACCACCACCACAACCACAACAACUAUGGGCCUCUGCGAUCAAUACGAGCCAAACGAUAGCCCACCAGACAUCACCACCACGGUCACUGUACCGGUUGACCUAAACUCCACCAUCUGCACAGACGACGAGGAUUGGUUCAAUUUCGACGUGUGCUCGGGUGGCAACGCAACCAUCAACUGCUACUUCACGCACGCCGUGGCCAACUUCGACCUUGAAUUGUUUACCUCGGAGGGUGCUCCUGUUACUUCCGCGACAUCCACAACUGACAACGAAUACAUCUUUCUGCAGAACCCUGGCGCUGGGGCCACAUAUUUUCUGGUGGUGUUCGGCACCUCUUCCUCUGACACUGGCGACUACCAGCUGACCGUUACCGCUGACUGCCCUGCGUAAUGACUGCACUGCGAUUGGUGGCCUGAUCCCAGGAACCCCUUGCCUUUCCGUCUCUGCGAAGGUCGUGCUGUCGUGCGCUGUUCAUGUAUGUACUGUUGAGCUUUUCAUCUUGUUGGCCUCUUUGUUUUGUUUUGUCUUUGUAUGUGCCUCCUCUCUGCGCCCGCCACCCUCCACAAAGCCUGCUGUCUUGUUGUCCUUGCUGUUCUGCUGCGAUGCGCUUGAGCGCUUGGCUGGUGGCACGCCAUCACGUGCGUCCUUCUUUGACGACCCUCUGUUUCAGUGGUUUUUGCAAAGAUACCAGCUAAUCGCCACCGGUCCAAACAAGCCCAAACAAAACGCACAACAACACCCAGCAAGAGACAGCACACAAGACAACAACAACGCACACA
Molecule: messenger RNA, 1811 nt
Organism: Salpingoeca rosetta
Lineage: Eukaryota; Choanoflagellata; Craspedida; Salpingoecidae
Exons: 9
Coding region: 1-1422 (473 amino acids)
Source: RefSeq, a predicted model, not a curated record